Messenger RNA from Zingiber officinale, 1589 nucleotides. Its product is annotated as UDP-glycosyltransferase 89B2-like. The record is from RefSeq and is a predicted model, not a curated record. The coding region runs from base 42 to 1478 and encodes 478 amino acids. The transcript has a single exon. NCBI's taxonomy places the organism in Eukaryota, Viridiplantae, Streptophyta, Magnoliopsida, Zingiberales, Zingiberaceae. Gene Ontology annotation, molecular function: UDP-glycosyltransferase activity.
GCGGUGACCAAAACGACUCUACCUUGUGGGCACCAAGAUAGAUGGCGGACGAGCAGCGAGUUCAUUUCCACAAAAAGUCUCCCGAGAUGGCGGACGAGCAGCGAGUUCAUCUCCUGUUGGUCCCGUUCCCGGCGGCGGGUCAUAUGCUGCCUCUUCUAGAUCUCGCCGGCCUCCUCUCAGAAAGCUUCCACCCCGCCAUCAUCAUCACAGUCGCCGUCACACCCAAAAACGUCUCUCUCCUCGCCGCCCGCUGCCCCGCCGCCUCCCCCCUCGUCCUUCCCUUCCCCUCAGACCCAGCCAUCCCUCCAGGCGUUGAGAACGCUCACGAAGAUCCCUCUACCGACGUUCGCCUCCUUAUGCGCGCCUUCGCCGGCCUCCAUCUCCCUCUCCUCCGCUGGGCCCAGGACCAUCGCCCCACCGCACUCCUCUCCGACUUCUUCUGCGGGUGGACCAACCUCCUUGCCGCCGAGCUCGGCGUUCCUCGCCUCGUAUUCUCCCCCUCCGGCGCGCUCUGCCUCUCUCUUAUCCACUCGCUCUGGCGCCGGAUGCCAAAGAGGAACAACCCUAAUGAUCCCGUCGAGCUCAUACUCUUCCCUGAUCUACCUGGUUCGCCGCUCUAUCCGUGGCGCCACCUCGCCUCCAACUACCGCCUGUACGUCGAGGGCGACCCGCUGUCGGAGUUCGCUAAGGAAUUGUACCUUGCCAACCCCCGCAGCUGGGGCUUUAUCUUCAACACCUUCACCGAGCUCGAGAGGACUUACCUCCACCACCUCCGGCAUGAUCUAGGGCACGCCCGCGUCUGGGCCGUGGGACCCCUCGCCACGCCGCCGGGGACCUCGGUCGGAUUGGAAGAGCGGCUGGCAGCUUGGCUCGGCGCAUCCCCGAAGGGAUCCGUGGUAUACGUGGCCUUCGGGAGCCUGGCCGAGCUGUCGCCGGCGCAAGCGGAGGCGCUGGCGGCUGGGCUGGAGCGCAGCGGGGCUCGAUUCGUGUGGGCGACCAGGGGGGCAGUGGCGAUGCCGGUUGGGUUCGAGGAGCGCGUGGCGGGUCGGGGCCUCGUGCUCGCCGGGUGGGCGCCACAGGUGGCGAUUCUGAACCACGCGGCGGUGGGGGCGUUCAUCAGCCACUGCGGGUGGAACUCGGUACUGGAGGCGGUGGCGGCGGGGGUCUCGCUGCUGACGUGGCCGAUGACCGCCGACCAGUUCUUCAACGCGAGGCUGCUGGAGGAGGAGAUAGGCACGGGGGUGAGGGCGUGCGAGGGCGGCGAGGAAGCCGUGCCGCAACCGGAGGAGCUAGCGCGUCUGGUGGCAGAGGCGGUGGGCGAAGCGGGGAGGGCGCGAAGGGAGAAGGCGCGGGAGUUAGGGAGAAAGGCGGCGGAGGCGGUGUCGGAAGGCGGCAGCUCGGCCAGAGAUUUGGCGAACCUUGUGGACAAGCUGUCAAAGGUUGCAAUAGAUCAAACAAUUGGAGAGCCGAGAGUCUGACAAGACAAAUCUUCUGAAAAAACCCUUUCCAUGCAGCUCAAGCUGUUUUACUCAGUCCUGUUUCAUACUUUCUCUACUACUUCAACUGAACAAUUCAAGCUGUUUUACUCA